Messenger RNA from Exophiala spinifera, 363 nucleotides. RefSeq lists its product as uncharacterized. Bases 1 to 363 code for a protein of 120 amino acids. The transcript is spliced from 4 exons. The record is from RefSeq and is a predicted model, not a curated record. Gene Ontology annotation, biological process: proton motive force-driven ATP synthesis. Lineage: Eukaryota; Fungi; Ascomycota; Eurotiomycetes; Chaetothyriales; Herpotrichiellaceae.
AUGUCGUUCGUCAUCCGCCGAGGCGUGUCAACUCUGGUUCCUCCUAAGGCAAGUGCAAAUCUUCCCCAGCUUGCUUGUAACCAUAUUAACGUCUCGUUACAAAAGGUUGCAAACCCAUCUGGGCUCGGAGCUGCUGCAAAUGCACAGCGCAUGGCCAAAAUUGCCAAGUUUUACGAACAAUUACCCAAAGGGCCUGCGCCGCAAAGAGCACCUAGUGGACCAUUGGGCUGGUAUCAAGCAAAAUACUUCGGCAAGAACCCAUCUGCUGCCCCAAUCUGGCACGUCAUUUUCGGCAUCAUGACCUUGGGCUAUAGCAUGGAAUACUACUUCCACCUGAGACAUCACAAGAACAAUGCUCAUUAA